AAAAGAACGCUCCAGCAUUUGGCGAUUCGAAAGCAAGCUCAGUGCGUCAGUCGUCUUCAAACUGGUCUGCCAGUCGCACGGAAGUUACUGGAUUUCGUCCUAUUCUAGAUACGUUUUCGUAGAGCAAUCGGAAAGGAAACAGCCGCUAUCAUGAGAGGUUUCGGAUUGUUGGCUAUUUUUUCCUGUGUCUGGAUUCUUUUGGUCAUCCUCCUGUCAGUCGAAGGUGUCCCGUUAGCUGGCAAAACAGGUGACGUUUCCAUGCCAACAGAACCCGAGAAAAUGACAAACAAAACAUCAUCUGUCUAUGAUUACGUUACUCCUGAGGUCAUGUCUACAGUAGUCGGUGCUGCUUUAGGCGAUCAAGAUUGCCUCCGCUAUUCGGCCUGUUUAGCCGGAAACUACGUUGCCGAUGUUACGGGCAAAGAAAUCGUUUUGAUGGUUCUGGACCGUUGGGUUCCCAAUAGCUGGCAAAACACAUUGCGUGCAUUCAAAGAAGCCGCCACCUACAAGGACGAUUGCAAGAAGCAGUUCCCUUGCGCUAAUCCGCGAGAUGAGUAAACUUGACCGUCAUCUCUACGGACUCAACAGUUCCGGCAAUAUUUUGUUGUUUGUUUACUCUUAAUUUAAUGAUGAUAAUUUUAUAUUAUUUACGGAUGCGUCUUUAUACGUUGAGUGGUCGUUGAUCGAUCACAUUCUUCCACAGAAAAUAAAAUCUGUAUUUGUUCCUA
Messenger RNA from Daphnia magna, 728 nucleotides. RefSeq lists its product as uncharacterized. Bases 151 to 558 code for a protein of 135 amino acids. NCBI's taxonomy places the organism in Eukaryota, Metazoa, Arthropoda, Branchiopoda, Diplostraca, Daphniidae. The record is from RefSeq and is a predicted model, not a curated record. The transcript has 4 exons.